AUGGCUUUCGAGCGGUUACAAAGUAUCGAUAUUAUAAUUGUUUUAUGUAUUCCUGUUCACGAUCACGUUUCUCCAAUCUGUAUCCACACAGCUCUAGCUGCGAGUCAGCCACGCCUAUUUUUUUGGAAUGGCAGUCCAAAUAGCCCGCAGCGACCGAUUAUUGUUGUGCAGCCGAAUCAAGACUCGAACAGAGAUCGUCGUCCGCCCUGGGCAGCCUACCCAUAUUUUCCACCAUAUCGUUUUCCUCCUAAUCAGAUUCCUGGACUUUCCAACUUGUAUGGUGGAAACCGUGGCUCCAUUAUAAUUGUUGACGCGAACAAUGCACAGAACUUUGCGUUCCCUCCCGGUGCCGGUGCUGCUGCUGGCGGUGCUGCUGGUGGUGCUGCUGGUCCUGGUGGUGGCCGAAGUGGAUCUUUUCGUCGUGAAUCGAUUCCUCUUAUCGACAUACUACAAGGAUUAAGUGCGCAGGAGAAUGACUCGGAAGCGAAUGAAUGGGAUGGAGCAGCACCUCUAGCAGCAGCCACAACGGCUGCCCAAGAACCACUGGGUGAAUAUGGCGCUGGUGAGGAGCAACACGAUAAGGAACCUAACGAGGAUGAGUUCGCACUGUUGGAGCGUCAGGCAGCGCGUGGCAAAAAACGCCGCCGCUUCCAGGAGGCCGUUGCUAGCAUCUACCUCAGGAACUAUAAUCAGAAUCAAAAGUGAGCCCACAGCGGGCCGCAUGCAUUUUGUAUACCACACGCAGUUGAGAAUCGAAGGAAAAUAAAUUGAAAUUAUCCAUGGCAAAAGCCAAGCCAAGCCAACAACAACUCUCCUCUCUA
Messenger RNA from Drosophila mojavensis, 821 nucleotides. RefSeq lists its product as uncharacterized. The coding region runs from base 1 to 705 and encodes 234 amino acids. The transcript is spliced from 2 exons. Lineage: Eukaryota; Metazoa; Arthropoda; Insecta; Diptera; Drosophilidae. The record is from RefSeq and is a predicted model, not a curated record.